Molecule: messenger RNA, 2392 nt
Organism: Didymella exigua CBS 183.55
Lineage: Eukaryota; Fungi; Ascomycota; Dothideomycetes; Pleosporales; Didymellaceae
Product: amino-acid permease inda1
Exons: 2
Coding region: 392-2068 (558 amino acids)
Biological process (GO): amino acid transmembrane transport
Cellular component (GO): membrane
Molecular function (GO): amino acid transmembrane transporter activity
Source: RefSeq, a predicted model, not a curated record
CGUUGGGCAUCUUUUCCCGCAAGAUCUGGGGUUGUACGUAACAACAAUUGGCUGCAGUCUGGGGAAUCUGAGUGUACAGUCGCAGCACGGUGGACCCCAGUUAUGGUAGCAACGGAAGCGACCUGCCUUUACCGGUUCGAGGUGCGGGAUGCGUGGUAGCCAAGAUGUUGGCAUAUCAGCGUAUGCCCAGCGUCUGGCGCCGGGCGACUUGCUUGAAAAUCUCUGCUCGAGCAAAUUGAUGCUAGAAUCGCGAUACGCGAUGAUCCUAUAAGAGUAUUCAGGUCGCCGCUGCCCGUGAAAGAGCGCAGACCGGACUGGGAACACCGAUCGUCCUCCCUCCACUCUCACAUCUCACGAGCAGGGAUACACAGCGUUUGCCUCUCUCUCUAAGAUGCCGAACCAUCAUAUUGUCGGUGCUGGAGAAGCCGAGAAGGGCUACGACUAUGGCAAGCAGACACAUAGCACCGAGGAGCCAUUUGUGCAUGGAGCUGCUACAGUCGGCGAAGCUACCGGACGAGGCGGAGACACGCAUCGUGGUCUGAAGAGUCGACACAUUCAGUUCUUGGCUCUCGGUGGUGCUAUUGGAACAGGUCUCUUCGUUGGAUCAGGUGCCAUCCUUGCCUUGGUUGGUCCUGCCCCGCUAUUCAUGGCUUACCUGGGCAUGAUGAUCGUUGUGUGGAACGUCAUGAAUAACUUGGCCGAAAUCGUGACCUAUCUGCCGAUGAAGGGUAUCACCAUCCCUUACUUUGUUAAGCGCUUUGUCGACCCUUCACUCGCAUUCGCAGCGGGAUGGAACUACUGGUAUGCAUACGCCAUCCUAGUGGCUGCCGAAGCUACUGCCGGGGCUAUCCUUCUGGACUACUGGGAGACGCCUGUCCACAGGGCUGUCUGGAUCACCAUCUUUCUGGUCAUCGUAUUGUUCUUGAACAUCGUCGCAGUCGGCAUAUUUGGUGAAGCCGAGUUCUGGUUCGCCUCUAUCAAGUUCAUUACUAUCAUGGGUCUCAUUAUCGUCGGUUUCACGAUCAUGCUGGGCGGCAGCCCCAAUGACCAAGGCCGUCUGGGAUUCAGAUACUGGAACAACCCUGGAGCAUUCAAGCCGUAUCUCGUCGAUGGUCACGCCGGGAAUUUCCUGGCAUUCUGGACUGCCCUUAUCCGAGCCGGAUUCGCUUUCAUCACCUCUCCCGAGCUCAUCGCACUCAGCGCUGGUGAGACCAUUGCUCCUCGACGCAAUAUCCCCAAGGCUGCUGGCCGUUUUAUCUGGCGUCUUGCCAUCUUCUACGGUUUCGGUUCCUUCAUCAUUGGUGUAAUCGUGCCUUCUGACGACUCCCGACUCCUUAGCCCGAGCUCGAAUGCCUCCGCGUCGCCUUUCGUCAUUGGCAUCCAGAGGGCUGGAAUCGGUGGCUUGAAUCACGCCAUCAAUGCUGCAGUUCUGACAUCUGCGUGGUCAGCUGGCAAUGCAUUCCUCUUCUCUGGAUCUCGUGUGCUGUAUGGCAUGGCUCUCAAUGGCGAUGCCCCCAAGGUCUUUGGCAAGACGAGCAAGAACGGUGUACCAUGGGUUGCAGUCCUCGCAACCUGGUGUGUUGGUUUCCUUGCGUACCUCAACGUCUCCAGUAAUGGUGCUCAAGUUUUCACCUGGUUCUCCAAUAUCUCCACCAUCUCUGGAUUCAUUGCCUGGAUCGUUGUGAUGAUCACAUACAUUCGCUUCCGCAAGGCUAUGAUCUACAAUAAUAUGCUCGACCAGCUGCCGUAUCGCACGAAGUUUCAGCCUUACUUUGUAUGGAUCGUCCUUUUCGUUGUCUCGCUGUUGACUAUCACCAACGGCUUCGGCAUCUUCACCAAUGCCAACUGGGAUGUCUCUGACUUCAUUGCUGCGUACAUCACACUUCCGAUCUUCCUGGCGCUAUACCUCGGCCACAAGUUCUGUUACCGUACGCGAUUCUUCAUCCCGGUCCAGAACAUUGAUGUUAUGAGUGGUAAGAGGGAGAUGGAUGAGCUGUGUGCGGAUGAUAUCUCUGGAGCACCAGUACCGAAGAACGUGUUCCAAAAGAUCUGGUUCUGGAUUGCUUAGUUAGUAGUUACCAUUCGUUCAGUCAUGCAUCGAGGCAGUCGAGUCGGCGUGCGCGUCAAAUUUCUGACAGGGACAUUUCAAAACGAAGUAGCUUCCUUGAACUUCGCAUCGUCUCUAAGUUACACGAAAUCGCCACUGACCAAAUAUUUUCAUUCGUUGUGCGCUGCAACUACUGCAAGCACUUCUCCUUGUUUAAUCACUGUUAUCGCGUUCGCAUGACCGAUGUUAGUAAGCUGACCUUGGCUUCUGUCAGCUACACCUCUUCGGCGUACCCCACUUGCCUUACAAGGCCUCCAUCCAAUCCACACGAUACUUUGUUCGCCU